This is a messenger RNA of Grus americana (Whooping crane), 495 nucleotides long. RefSeq names its product NADH:ubiquinone oxidoreductase subunit C1 (gene NDUFC1). The coding region runs from base 92 to 340 and encodes 82 amino acids. Lineage: Eukaryota; Metazoa; Chordata; Aves; Gruiformes; Gruidae. The transcript is spliced from 4 exons. Gene Ontology annotation, cellular component: mitochondrion. The record is from RefSeq and is a predicted model, not a curated record.
GCGGGGGAGCGCGUCCGUUCGCAGCGCUCGGGGGAGGGGCGGGGCGUGGGGCGGCCCCUCCCCGUGGGCGGAGCUGGGCCGAGCCGACAAGAUGGCGGCGGCGCUGAGGGCGGCCAAGGGGUUGAGGUUGGCAGUGGGGCCGCCGAACCUCGCUUUUACUCGUUCUGCAUUUGUUGCAAAAAGACGUAAUCAUGACCAACCAAACUGGUUUGGAGUUGGCUUGGCUUUUAGCACCAGUGCUGCCUUGUGGGCUCUUCUUUUCAAACAGCAUAAUGAAGAUGUAAUGGAAUAUGAAAGAAGAAAAGAAGAGAGACAACAUAAGUGUACAGGAUGUUCUUAGUAAGCUGAUGGUGUACUCGGUAAGAAGUAACGUGAUCACCGGUUGACCUACAAAUAAGUGAGCACAGCAGAAGUACAAAGUAUCUAAAUACUUAUAUGUUCAUACAUUUCAUAUGCAGAGUUAUGAAAUAAAUUAUAAUGUCUGGAAGAAACUUA